AUGGGGGGGACACGGGGGGACACGGCGGGGGAACGGGAGGAUUCGGGGGGGUGCGCGGGAGGAGAGGCUGCCGGCGAUGGCGGGGCAGAAGCACCCAAGGGUGCCGGGGGCGAUGUCGGAGGCGAUGCCGGGGACGGUGGUGGCGGUGCCGAGGCAGGGACAGCCGGGGGCACCGGAGGGGGCACCGAGGACGGUACCGGGGGGGAAGCGGCGCCGGCAGCGGCGGGCAACACCCGGCGCCGACAGGAGCCCACUUGGCUUCAGGACGAGGACGACGAGCUGUGGCCUGAGUUCGCUCCCUGCUCGUCCCCAGAGGGGGCCACCAGCCCCACGUCCCCCACGUCCCCCACAUCCCCCAUGUCCCCCACCUCCCCCACGACCCCUACGUCUCCAGCAUCCCCAGCGUCCUCCCCAGCUGGCACCACCGAGGACGCGGGGGGCAGCAAGAAGGGUGCUCCAGCAGGGGGGCCACGGGAAAAGGCAGCCCCCGGUUCGGCGGGACAGAGGCUGAGGCUGGAGGGGGCCGGGGGGCGGCCGCGAGUGGGGUCCCGGGCACAGGGACGCAGCGCCAUCCUGGAGAAGUUCGGAGGGGCUGCCAAGGGCCCAGCCCCGCACCUGCGGCGCUCGGGGGGAGCCGCCACGGUCAAGACGAUGCUGCUGGAGUGGUGCCGCGCCCGCACCCGCGGGUACCCGCACGUGGACGUGCAGAACUUCUCGGGGAGCUGGGGCAGCGGCCUGGCCUUCUGCGCCCUCCUGCACAGCUUCUUCCCCGACGCCUUCGACUUCGCCACCCUGGAGCCCGACGCCCGCCGGGACAACUUCGCCCUGGCCUUCGCCACCGCCGAGGAGCGGGCGGGCUGUGCCCCGCUGCUGGAGGUGGAGGACAUGGUGCGGCUGCCGGUGCCGGACGCCAAGUGCGUGUACACGUACGUGCAGGAGCUGUACCGCUGCCUGGUGGCCAAGGGGCUCGUGAAGACCAAGAAGCGCUGAGAGGGUCCCCCACAGGCCCCCAGCUCUGCCAUCCCCCUCUUUGUCCCCCGCUCUGUCCCCCAGCAGUAAAGGCCGCGGUGCCAGGC
This is a messenger RNA of Corvus hawaiiensis (hawaiian crow), 1076 nucleotides long. RefSeq names its product smoothelin like 1 (gene SMTNL1). Gene Ontology annotation, cellular component: microtubule organizing center; filamentous actin. NCBI's taxonomy places the organism in Eukaryota, Metazoa, Chordata, Aves, Passeriformes, Corvidae. Gene Ontology annotation, biological process: actin cytoskeleton organization. The transcript has 8 exons. Gene Ontology annotation, molecular function: protein binding. Bases 1 to 990 code for a protein of 329 amino acids. The record is from RefSeq and is a predicted model, not a curated record.